CACAUGCGAAGGACAGUGAUUGUCUUUUUCCUUGCUCACAAGGCACACUGUAGUCUAUCUCCGAGAGAGAAACCGAAUCGGCACCUAUCCGAAUUAUUUGUUUGAUUCGUCUCGCUUUGGUUGUUUUGUAUUGCCUGUCUUUAUUCGGGAUUUGCUGUGAACAUUGCCAUUUAUUCUCAUCCUGGGUCGCUUACUGUACUUUGCCUGCUGCGCCUUUACACGUUGUUUUAUCGUUUCUAGUGGAAAGGGAGUAGUCUUUCGAAUAGUCUUCUUCUUAAAUUAUAUUUUGACAUUGGUGAAUAGUGCUCUUUCCUAUCCCGGACUGGACCAAUGCGUAGCCCGUGCCCAGCGGAUCCACGACAGCUCCGUUUCUCACACAGCAGAGUUCACGCUCAAUGGCCGGACCGAUGUGCGCCAGCAGACCCCGCCAACAUAAACCUCUGAUGGAUCAUUUAUCUACCGUUUUCGAGUUUAUUUCCAGACCCUUGCACUUCCUUUAUACCGUGUAUUGUGCGUAAAGCCUUGGGGUCGGAGCUGUAGAGCGAAAGCAAUUGAGAUAAUGCCGCUUUCCCAACUCGACCGUUGGUCUGAACCGAGUCGACCUGUUUUACCUGGGCGCAUGCGGAGAAUCCUCUCGUUCUGAACCACAAAAGAAGCCUGCCGUCUGGAUUUCUAUGUGGUUGGAAAUACAAAAGUUGAACACUGAAACAUUUAGUCUACUCAAGACGGCAAGAAGUGAAGAUGGUUACGUGUUCAACGUGUAUUUAAUUAAAGUGGCAUCCAGCGUGAUAAACAUAAUCAGUGAUGUAGUGAGUCUGUUCAUAUGCGUGCUCAUCAUUUGCAGUAAAUACUCGCAACUGCUCAAACAGGGGACUAUGAAGAUGAUACUCUUCCGUAAAUUCCGAGUUUUGAUUCUCAUGGUGUUUCUAAUCGCCUGCUCGAUGCACAUCAUGAUAGACUUGUUACCAAAGCUGGAGAGGCGCAGCAACAGCGGCUGCUCCUGCUCGCACAAGCCGAGCGAGGACCCUCAGAACUGGGCUAAACACCGAGCUAGGUCGGGAGCGGAGUCAGGCUGGCCUAACAAACACACGCUGAGAAUCCUCCAGGACUUCAGCAAUGAGCCAAACUCUAACAUCUCUUCCCAUUCUCUGGAGAAGAACACCAAAGCGGGAAACAAAACGGAAGCCUUUAAACGGAUUGAACAUUAUGCACAAAAUGGUGACAAAAAGAGACGGUUCAUACACGACACUGUGGUCACCAAAAACAUACCUGUCAAGAGUUCAAGGUUGCUGGCUCUGUUUGACCACCCGUUAUUCAAGAGAGCCUUACCGUCUCUGACCGACGAAGACACCUUGUUCAACGUCAACACAGACAUCAGAUUUGACCCCAACGCCGCCACAGAGAAUCAGGAAUGGCCCGCUGAAGGGAACAUGGAGGAGUACACUCCAACAGGAGGAGAGCUGACGGCUGACUCCUACCCCAACUGGCUCCGCUUCCACAUAGGGAUUAAUCGAUAUGAGCUCUACUCCAGACAUAACCUAGUCAUCGAUGCUCUGCUCAGGGACCUGGUCUCACAGAGAAUCACCAGCGUCGCCAUGAAGUCUGGAGGCACCCAACUGAAACUGAUCAUGACGUUCCAGAACUAUGGACAGGCUCUGUUCAAACCUAUGAAGCAGACCCGGGAGCAGGAGACGCCCCCUGACUUCUUCUACUUCUCGGACUUUGAGAGACACAAUGCUGAAAUCGCUGCCUUUCAUCUAGACAGAAUCCUGGACUUCCGUCGUGUCCCUCCUGUAGCAGGCAGAUUGCUGAAUAUGACUAAAGAGAUCAAAGAUAUGACCAGGGACAAGAAACUGUGGAAAACUUUCUUCAUAUCACCAGCCAACAACAUCUGUUUCUAUGGGGAGUGUUCGUACUACUGCUCUACGGAGCAUGCUCUGUGCGGUAAGCCGGACCAGAUCGAGGGUUCCCUGGCCGCCUUCCUCCCAGACCUGGCCUUGGCAAAACGUAAGACCUGGAGAAACCCCUGGAGACGAUCCUACCACAAACGCAAGAAAGCCGAGUGGGAAGUGGACCCUGACUACUGUGAAGAGGUGAAACAGACUCCGCCCUAUGACAGCGGCACCCGUCUGCUGGACAUCAUGGACAUGACCAUCUUUGACUUCCUCAUGGGCAACAUGGAUCGUCAUCACUAUGAGACGUUUGAGAAGUUUGGCAAUGAGAGCUUCAUAAUCCACCUGGACAACGGGAGAGGGUUUGGAAAGCAUUCCCAUGAUGAGGUGUCUAUCCUGGUCCCUUUAAGCCAAUGUUGCAGAGUGAGGAAGUCGACCCACCUGCGUCUGCAGCUGCUGGCCAAGGAGGAGUACCAGCUGAGUGAUCUGAUGUCUGAGUCUCUGCUGAGGGACAAACUGAUCCCCAUCCUCAUCCAGCCUCACCUGGAGGCGAUGGACAGACGCCUACGCCACACACUCAACGUCCUGGCAGACUGCAUCGAGAAGGAGGGCUAUAGUAAUGUUGUGGAGGAUGACCUGGCGAGUGAGAGGAAGGGGGCUCAGAUGCACACAUCACCCAGGGGGAGGUAGCUGGGAGGCCUGAACUGUUCUGGAAUGGACCAGACUGGAUUGGACCGGAUCAAACCGUAUGGAACUAGAGUCGAUCAGACUGAACUGGAUUGAACUGGACCAGAUUAAACCUUGACUGAACCGGUUUUGACCACCAUCCUCAUAGGCCCCUUAAAUAACAGUGUACACCUCCCAACCAAUCGAUCAUCUCCCACCACAGAUCAUGAAAGUCUUGCGAGAGCCGCUUGUCUUGUUCAGGAGACAUUUUUGAAUUCAGUGAAUUCCAAGACUGGUAUUAUUCCUUCUGCUGUCAACUGAACAUUGUGUUUUUACACAUUGUUGGGACCUGUCGCAGGUGUGCAAACGAUAUGCGUAUUGGAGAUCGAUUCUGUGUCUUAAUGAACAAUUUAUUGCAAAAUGUUUUAUAACUUCUGUUGCUCUUUUACAUUGUAUUUUGUAUUAAUUUAAGAGAUAUUUCAUUGGAGGGUUUGCUGCAAAAUGUGUCUUCUGCUUUUCAUCUUUCAAAUGCUUCCUGUCCCGAGAGUAUUUAUUGCAUUUCAUAUUAAUUGUUUGAAAUAAAUGAGACCCAAAUCAUUUUUCUAUCAAUAGGACUGGGGGCUCGAGUCAAUCUGUAUCGCUGAAACUCUCGAGUGGUGCAGCGGUCUAAGGCACUGCAUCUCAGAGCUAGAGGCAUCACUACAGACUCUGGUUUGAUUCCAGGCUGUAUCACAACAGGCCGUGAUUGGGAGUCCCAUAAGGCGGCCCACAAUUGGCCCAGUGUUGGCCGGGGUAGGCUGUCAUUGUAAAUAAGAAUUUGUUCUUAACUUGCCUAGUUAAAUAAUGGUUAAAUAAAUACAUGCUCUAGAAAUAUAAAGUUAAUGUCCUAUUGAGCCGACAUUUGCAGCGUUUACCAUGAAUGCAGUUUCUGCUAAUGUGGGAACAUGUCCUUUAAAUUUCAAGCACACUGUAACACUGAACUUCCGCUAUACAGAUCAAAUACAGCCCUGAGUGGUCAGGAGACCAAGAGGGAGUGAGAGAGACUACAGAUGUGCAGUCCUUAGUUGGUCAAGUAGAGGGCAGCUCUAGUGCAUUAAAAUAGUGGUCUGCAGGUCAGCUGUUUGUUCACCGGCACCUGCCCAAAACUGCUAAUAACCCAUCUGCAACCGCCCUACUAUGCUGUAGGCUACGGUCAGAGAUGGCUGAACUAUUUUUUUCACAGGGGUGCAGUUUUUUUUUAUAGCAAAUAUGUUUCUGCUUAUAAUUACCGACAUUUCGGUAGGCUAUUUGUUAGUCAACUUGUCUAUAAUAAGACUAUAUACAUGCUGCUUCUCUUUUGUCAUUAUAUGUUGACCUAGAAGACUAAAAUAAACCCUUGCUCACCAGAAUAAUUUCAUAAAUUGAUAGAAGCAUUCAUUCUAUCUAUUGUAGUUGACAUCAGUAAACUUUUCUUUGUCGUCUCUAUUUCUUUCCCGAAGCAAAGACGUUUAGGGACUGGGGAGAAAAUGAAAUAACAAAAAAUUAACAGGAAAGAUUUUCUGUGUAAAAUGUCCAAAUUAUAUCAGUUUGACCAUUUGUAAGGAAAUAGAAAGCUGUAAAAAUGAGCCAAGAUGUUUCUGAUAAGAUUUCAGGUCGGCUUGGAUACAUACUUUAUGUGGUUUCACAGGAGGCUGCUGAGGGGAGAAGGGUGUAUGAUAACACUGUGAAUGGCAAUUUAGGUGCCACCAACCUCCUGUGGUUGAAAUACUAGGCCUAUUAGCUUUUAGGAUGCUAAUAAAAAUAGCACCUCUACAGAAGGUCCCUAACUGCAGAUUCGGAUUCUCUCAAGAUGCUCUAAGAAAUCAAUCAUAUUUCUCCACCCCUGUUUCCGAGUCAAAAUGUAGGAUACAUUUGAAUUUGGUGUAUUAUUUUACUUCAAGAAAUGCUUCAUUCUGCAGGAGUUAAUAUUAAGGUUAUGUGUAAGGUUAUAGACCUACAGUCAGUGUCCAGAUUUCAGUUUCCAUUUAACCCAUCUGAACAGUAGGCUACAGUUCAAUUGACUUGUCCUGGUCUUGUGACUGUUGAAUUUGUAUGCACGCCUUGAGUGGGCUCCCGAGUGGCACAGCGGUCUAAUGCACUGCAUCUCAGUGGUAGAGGCGUCACUACAGACCCUUGUUUGAUUCAUAAUAAUAAUAUAAUAAUAUAUGCCAUUUAGCAGACGCUUUUA
Molecule: messenger RNA, 4764 nt
Organism: Oncorhynchus gorbuscha (pink salmon)
Lineage: Eukaryota; Metazoa; Chordata; Actinopteri; Salmoniformes; Salmonidae
Gene: fam20cb
Product: FAM20C golgi associated secretory pathway kinase b
Exons: 9
Coding region: 675-2582 (635 amino acids)
Biological process (GO): protein phosphorylation
Cellular component (GO): Golgi apparatus
Molecular function (GO): protein serine/threonine kinase activity
Source: RefSeq, a predicted model, not a curated record